This is a messenger RNA of Racocetra persica, 1535 nucleotides long. Lineage: Eukaryota; Fungi; Glomeromycota; Glomeromycetes; Diversisporales; Gigasporaceae. The record is from the annotation of a GenBank genome assembly.
UACCAGUAGAAACUUAUGUUACAAUUGAACAAUUUUUUUUGAAUUUGGCUGAAAAGCAUAUAUUAAGCGAUAAUUUGGCAUUGGUUAAAAAAAUUGAAGUUCGAUGUGGGAGUUCAAAAGUCUCUGUUAAUCAUAAUGUUGAUCUUGAAUAUAAUUUAUGGAAAAUAGCGAUAGAAUAUAGAAAACACUUUGUUUUUCGAUUACUUAUGUCUCAAAUAACUUCACCAAUUUAUCAGCACACCAACCCCUUUGAUAUUAUAUUUAAUACUCAAAAUUCUUCUACACUUUCAAAAUGGAAACUUAGCAUCAAACCAAAUAAAAAAGAACAACUAUGGAAUGAUAUAAUAACGUGGAUUAAAAAAAAAAAUAGCAGUUGGAUAGGACCUAACGUAGCUGAGACAAUCAGAAAGCCAUUCAUCCAAGAUUUAACAAACACACUAUGGUAUAUAGAUGGCUAUAACCAUAAUACAUUUACCCAACGAUACAACUUACCAAAAGUUUUUGAGAGUUUCAUAGGAUACAACAAUCCACAAGACUAUAAAUAUGCUUGCUCUAGAUUUAAUUCCAAAGAGCUUAAUGAAUAUAGUGAUUGCCUUCUUAAAUACAUUACCCGUCUAUGGAUAUCAAGAUUACCAUUUUCAAGGUUUUUUAAAGAGCUAGUAAUGAAGCUAGAUGAAGAUCUUUCCAAAUAUACUAAGUAUCUCAUUUACAAACGUGCAGAAACGCCUCAAAAUCAAGAACUUGAUUAUCCUAUAGUUAAUGAAUAUAAUAAUAGCCAGCUAGAAAUCUUAUUAACAAAUGUAAAAUGUACAUCAGAUAAUAUUAUAAAAUACAAAAACCUUUCAUUAGCCCUACAAGAAAAAAAAUAUUGGCAACCAAUUUUAGUUAAUAACUUCUGCUCUUCGAUAUCACGAGAAAAUUUUUCUGUAUUUGAAUCUGCAACUGAACAAGACAUGGAAAGUUUGUGGGAGCUAGUACUUGAAGUGGAUGAUUUAUUGGUACCUGAAGACACAUCUAAGAAACAUAUUAAAAAUAAGUCUCAUAUUCUUGAGUUUAUGAGUCAUUGUUGUCAUUCAAGAACCUAUUUUUUUGAAAUCAGAAAGUACCAAGAAGCUGAAACUGCAAACGAAGACCAUUAUAUGCUAUUUUAUGAAAUAUAUGGCAAAGAUACUACUGAAAAAUACUAUCCAUCUUUGCUUCAGAAAGCCAAUGCAUCUAAAUUAUCAUCAACUUUCACGACUACUAAUAGUUUUGGUAUUAAUGGUAUGGGUUUUAGUCCCCAGGUUCUCUAUUCACAAUAUCGCCUAAAUCCGGAAGAGAAAAAUUUUCUUAAAACUUUUAUAGAGACAAUAGAUUAUACAUGUAGUACAACAUUUUAUAGAAUAUCAGAUCUUGCAAAAGCCAACUCAUCAUUAGUUUUAAAUGAUGACAAUUGUAACACAGAAAAUAACCUGAUCAAGUUUCAAGAUGUAAGUAAUAGUAUGCAUGAAGAUGACGAUAGUAAUAUUAAAGAUGUGGAAGAUUAUGAUGAGACU